Messenger RNA from Musca domestica (house fly), 1783 nucleotides. RefSeq lists its product as uncharacterized. NCBI's taxonomy places the organism in Eukaryota, Metazoa, Arthropoda, Insecta, Diptera, Muscidae. The record is from RefSeq and is a predicted model, not a curated record. The transcript is spliced from 2 exons. The coding region runs from base 330 to 1178 and encodes 282 amino acids.
ACCAAAAAUCGUGGCACUCAAUUUUGCUCACACCUUGCAGUGUUAUUUGUUCUUUAAUAAUAAAUAAAUAUUCUAAAACUCAACUUUCUCAUUUGUCUCGGUUAAAAGAAAACAACAAAAUACAAGGGGUUACCGUUAUUCUCACACAUCACAGCCAUUGGUUGUGAUGAUCACAGCCAAUGUUGUUGUGACAAGUUGAUCAAAACAAGUUCCCGUUAUCUCACGCUAGAACACGUGGUUGGGGCUUGCUAUAAAAGGGAGAUCAACGAGUGAGAAGGGACAGUCAGUGCCGGACAACGACAGAAGACACAUCCAUCCCAGAUUAAACCAUGAAAACCAAGGCAGCACAGAAGCAGGGUGGUGAUUGGCCAAUCACCAAAGUUUGCGAGGUCCGCUUGAACCGCUUAACACCCCAGGUCAUUCUCCAGAUAAUGAGAGAAUUAAAGGCACAGCCCUACCCGAGGCCAAACGAAGUCUCCCGAGCCCUCGAGAUUUUACGCAGCCGAGGGAUCACCGCCGAGCUCGCUGCACCGGAGGUGGUGUAUAUUUCCUCGGAUGACGAUCUGAAUACCCCGCCAAGGCCAGUGAGAGAGAGGAGCUCAAGACCAAGCACCCCGUCCCCGGUGGUUUCGCCACAGUCUGAACAAGGAAUUCGGCGGGGAACAACACCCCAUGACGAUUGGAGUUGGUUGCUGGCGAGCCCGGUUCCUGCUAAACCAAAUGGGCUCCCUAUAACCCCCGGCCGCGGCAUGCAGGCUAACUCACCUAGCGGCCCCUCGCUUGGAAGCACAAUCGUCGGUAGUCCAGGGAGUGAUGUUGCCCACCUCCAGCAAAUAUUGGAAGGGUCCCCAAAACCCGAAUACCCGAGACCGUUGGCUGUUCCGGAAGCAGUGGAAGGCACGGGAGACAAACCGAGGUUGAAGAGUGUGGUGGUCAUACCAAAGGCAGCAGAGAAGAGGGUGGAGUUCGUCGGCGCAAGAGCGCUAUCUCCGGAUACGGACAGAGAACUUCAGCCGCACUUGGAAGCAGCCUUAGCGCUACAUAAACCAGGCAACCAAUAUAAGAGAGUCGUGGAAGUUCGCGGAAAGAGGUUGCGGAUAUUGGUUGGCCGGAAGGGCAAUGUGACGGUCAUUCCUCGCGGUCAAGAGGACCCCACCCCAGGGAAGGGGAAAGUGUGACGACCAAAAAUCGUGGCACUCAAUUUUGCUCACACCUUGCAGUGUUAUUUGUUCUUUAAUAAUAAAUAAAUAUUCUAAAACUCAACUUUCUCAUUUGUCUCGGUUAAAAGAAAACAACAAAAUACAAGGGGUUACCGUUAUUCUCACACAUCACAGCCAUUGGUUGUGAUGAUCACAGCCAAUGUUGUUGUGACAAGUUGAUCAAAACAAGUUCCCGUUAUCUCACGCUAGAACACGUGGUUGGGGCUUGCUAUAAAAGGGAGAUCAACGAGUGAGAAGGGACAGUCAGUGCCGGACAACGACAGAAGACACAUCCAUCCCAGGUGAGUGAUACAUUGUAUGAAUAAUUCUAAUAGCCGUCCUAGGGUACUUAUCCAGGUCCCUAUUCCCUUCCGUGUCCUUGCUUGAGUACUUAUCCAGGUCUCUUGCAGUAUAAUCCUUGCCUAAGUAGAAUCCUUGCGUAUCCUUGAAUAAGUAGAAUCUUUGCGUAUCCUUGCCUAAGUAGAAUCUUUGCGUAACCUUGCCUAAGUAGAAUCCUUUCGUGUCCUUGCCUGAGUACUUCUUAAGGUCUCUUGCCGUAGAAUCCUUACGUAUCCUUGCCUGAG